Molecule: messenger RNA, 791 nt
Organism: Amoebophrya sp. A25
Lineage: Eukaryota; Dinophyceae; Syndiniales; Amoebophryaceae
Source: the annotation of a GenBank genome assembly
CUUGUUCAACAACCCCUCCGCCCAUUCAUCCCAUGUCCCGCGUACCUGAAUAUCAACACCUGUCCAACGUUGUACUCGCUAAAGUUCGCUGAGAACAAAUGAUUCAUGAACGAAAGGUGGAUCCAGAACUAGCGAUCGCUGAAUCGAUUUCUUAUUUUGAUUCUACAGGUGGAAUUCAUUGCCUAGCUCUACUUCGAACAGUACAAGAUAAGGAUAAGGACAACAAAAAUGAGGAAGCCUUCAACCUUACGGGGGUGCAGGUGCACAGGGCGGAGUAACCGUGUGGUAUUGGGCUGGGGUGUCGCAAGUACAAGCACAACAUGGUUUGUCGGGGCAGUCAGUCGUGGAGACCGAGGAAGCGGAGCAGGAGUCGUGAAAGUAGAACUCAGUGCUGUCGAUGUAGAAGAUACAAAUGAUCAGGUACUAUACAACCGUAUACUCGAAGUAGAGGUUUGAUGUAGCUCCUCGCAGUUGAAUUAGACUCAGAUGAAUACAUAGAGACAGAUAGAGAGAACGAGGGCAUAGGCAAGGGCAGAAUCUCGUCAACGUCACAUGUUCCCUUUCUUAGAAUAAUUGAAAUAGCACAUUGAUUGAAAAAUUUCAGCCAUAGGCGAUCUCAGUACAACUUUACCUCGACUAACUAAACCACCAGGAGAAGCCAGUGAAGGAAGCGGCUCCAGCACAGAGGAAGCGAAUGCUUAGGACCGAGCGCGAGACCUCUAAAAAAGACAAAAGUGUGGAGCAACCGAAGGGGCAGAAGAGUAGUACGUCCGCCACUCCUCCAACUACAA